AUUUCCAAUCUUGCUCAAGUUCUCACGAGUUGGUUUGGUCACAAACGCACCCAGGCGUCACCAGACUGUCACACGCUUUCUCUUACAUUAACACUCUCGUGUCUCUUUUAACAUCUUUUCACCUCUCUUCAAGUCCGUGAGCUCGACGUCUCAUAAUGGGUCUGAAUAUUUCGAGAGUUUUCACUCGCCUUUUUGGCACGAGGGAAAUGAGAAUCUUGAUGGUCGGCCUUGACGCCGCUGGUAAGACCACCAUCCUGUACAAAUUGAAGCUUGGCGAAAUUGUGACGACUAUCCCUACAAUUGGUUUCAACGUCGAGACUGUUGAAUAUAAGAAUAUCUCUUUCACGGUUUGGGAUGUCGGAGGGCAAGACAAAAUUCGUCCUCUUUGGAGACAUUACUUCCAGAACACUCAGGGUAUCAUCUUUGUUGUCGACUCUAAUGACCGAGAUCGUGUCGUUGAAGCUCGCGAGGAACUCCAACGGAUGUUGAAUGAGGACGAGCUUCGUGACGCUCUCCUGCUGGUCUUCGCCAACAAGCAAGAUCUUCCUAAUGCAAUGAACGCCGCUGAAAUUACUGACAAACUUGGGCUCCAUGCUCUAAGGAACCGAACCUGGUUUAUACAGGCUGCCUGUGCUACGUCUGGAGAUGGAUUGUACGAAGGUUUAGAAUGGUUGAGCGAUCACAUCAAGCGGGCGGUGUAGUUUUCCGUCGCGCCCCUUAUACUCUACUUUAUCAGCGUUGUAACCCUCACGAUUUUCCACGAUGCCGAAAAUGUAUGAAGUGCUUCGCAUUCGUCACCCCAAAUUCCAUGUUCUUGUUCCUCCUGCUAUUCGGAUUUCCCUCUAUCAUUCUCUUUGCUCAAACUUGUUUUCCAUGAAAAUUCUUCAUCUUUCAUGUACGUAGUCGGACCCGGAUUCUCCACGUAGGGUUCCUAUCUUCUUUAGAAAUCCCACUUUAUUACUGCCUAU
Molecule: messenger RNA, 968 nt
Organism: Lentinula edodes (shiitake mushroom)
Lineage: Eukaryota; Fungi; Basidiomycota; Agaricomycetes; Agaricales; Omphalotaceae
Product: ARF/SAR
Exons: 6
Coding region: 156-701 (181 amino acids)
Biological process (GO): vesicle-mediated transport; intracellular protein transport
Cellular component (GO): cytoplasm; plasma membrane
Molecular function (GO): GTPase activity; GTP binding
Source: RefSeq, a predicted model, not a curated record